Molecule: messenger RNA, 2820 nt
Organism: Magnusiomyces paraingens
Lineage: Eukaryota; Fungi; Ascomycota; Dipodascomycetes; Dipodascales; Dipodascaceae
Exons: 1
Coding region: 1-2820 (939 amino acids)
Biological process (GO): negative regulation of transcription by RNA polymerase II; positive regulation of transcription by RNA polymerase II
Molecular function (GO): zinc ion binding; RNA polymerase II cis-regulatory region sequence-specific DNA binding; DNA-binding transcription factor activity, RNA polymerase II-specific
Source: RefSeq, a predicted model, not a curated record
AUGUCUGCAACGGCGCAAGCAACUCAAACCCUGUGCGCAGAUCACCACCAACAACAACAUCAAAACUCAGCUUCUCCAGUGUCUCGUACACCUUCAGCUCAACCUUCGUUAUCUCCUUCUCCAGCAUCUGAACCUUCGGAAACAGUUUCUUCAUCAUCUUCAUCAUCUUCAUCAUCAUCAUCUUCUUCUUCUUCUUCUUCAUCUCUAGAAGACGAAAUUGGGUCUACACAACAACACCAACAUCAACAACAACAACAACAACAACAACCACUCGCAACCUCUUCUACUGCAACAAACUCUUGCGCACCAGUUUCUACAAUCCAUAAAAUAUCACCAACUGAAACAUCUUCCCCAAAUCCUCCAUUGAAACAAGACCAACUGCCUGACCAGCUGCAAAAGGAGCCCAGCCCAGGGCCUGCGCAAGCAGUCCCUACCAAGCUGGAGCGUAAAAAGAGCCUAGGAAACAGCAGUAACAGUAAUAAUAAUAAUAACAACAAUAGCACAUCCUCAUCUUCAUCUUCAUCCUCAUCCUCAUCUUCUCUACCUUCAUCAUCAUCUUCUUCUUCAACUCCAUGGUGUCACAACUGUCAUACAAGUACAACACCGCUAUGGCGACGCAAUGAGUUUGGUCAAAUUCUGUGCAACGCUUGUGGUCUUUUUUUGAAAUUACAUGGCCGCUCAAGACCAAUUUCACUAAAAACAGAUGUCAUCAAAAGUCGUAACCGCAACAAGGCUAACCAUAAUAACAACAAUAACAAUAAUAAUAACUCAGAUAAAACAUCCAAUUCUUCCCCACAACACAAUGGAGAAUCAACGCCAGUAGAUGGCCAACAUCAGUAUCAACAAAAUCAACAACAGCAGCAACAACAACAUCAUCAAACUCAUCAUAAAAAACCAGGACCUAAACCAAAAAAACGACUUAAUAAGGAUAUCGAGGAACAAGCUGGUAAACCCCACAGAAAAACUUCUGGAGCCAAACGAUCGGCUUCUUCAGGCUCUGUCAAAGAAACCUUUUCAUCUUCUUCCUCUGAAGCCUCCACAAGAACUCAAAGUCCUAACCAAUCUCAACAAUCUCAGCAGUCUCAGCAGUCUCAACAAUCUCAACAUCUCCAUAAUCAUAAUCAUCACCAACAACAACAACAACAACAACUACCUCCUCUCUUAGCUACUCUUGAACAAAAAUCUAAAAAGGGCAUUCCUCCAACAUCUUUAACUUCAGGCACUUCUCAAUCCUUAUCCCCACAAUCAUCAACAGCUCUCCCAUCUCUUCGUGCAUCAAACAUUCUUUCUCCACUACUUUCAAACCCAGUUACAGUUUCAAUCAGCAAUAGACCUCCAGCAUCUCUGCGUGGGUCUAUCCAUGGAACUCCAAUUGCAGAUAGUAUCAUUGCAAACCAUUCCUUAAAAGCAAUCACAAGUCCUCUUCUCCUGGCUACAGGAUCCUCUUUAACGGGGAAACAUCCCUCGUUCUCUCCGUUAUCAAUGUCUUCCUCCUCCUCUUCUUCAAAACACUCCCAUCUCUCCUUAUCAGCUUCCACUGCUCCUCCUCUCAUAACGGCUUCAGCCCUACCAACGGCCCUCGACCAGCUCACAAAAGCUGCAUGUACAUCCCCAUAUCUCGCGCCCAUCCCUCAGCACAGCUCAGAACUUCGAGAACUUUCUUCUACAUCUGCUCUAGGGAUUCUCCCAGCCCUUCCAUCGUCAUCUUCCUCAAUAUCAUCAUCAUUAUCUUCUUCUUCUUCUUCUUCCUCCUCCUCCUCCUCUUCUUCUUCAACAAUAACAACAACAACUACUACUUUGGGAAUUUCUCAAAAAUCCCGUUCCCUAGACUCUCUAAACUACAAAUUAACAGCCCCUAAUAGACCCUCUGCAAACUCACCAGCCCUGGGCCCCGUGCUGGUCACCUCCCCAGCAGUGACUCCAUUAUCUCCAUCUCUAUCUUCAACUAAACCCAUUUCUCCUGCCUCUUCUUCUUCUUUAGCAACUGCUUCAUCUACCACACCUGGCUCUCAACUCCUAUCCCAUUCUUUGCAUCAUAAUCCUACCCAUGUCCGUAGCCAGCUUUUCGAAAGUGUUUCGGCAAGUGACUCUGUUGCUUCACUAUCAAGUGUUGCUGGUCCCACUUCUAUUACUAUAAAAUCUUCUUCAUCGUCUAAUAAAGACAAAGUCUUAUCUGCAAGAUCACCGUCUCCACAAUCCCAUCAAAAAGGCCCCAAAUCUAUCAAACAAGCUCUUAUCGCUGCAGACUUGUUCAAGACCCCGUUGAAAAAAUCACAAACAACAUCCACUACCACAACAUCAUUAUCAACCGCCGAUGAAUCGAUUUCUGACGAACACAAUUCAUCGUCAUCUUCUGGUUCUGUGUCUUUAGAAACCCGAGUCACAGAACUGGAGCUUGUCAAUGAUUUAAUGCGCGCACGUAUUGCUGAGCUUGAAGCUUCUGAGGCACAAGCACGUAAACAAGAGGCAGCCACUCAACGGUCCGAGAUUCUAAUUCGUGAAUCAGAAAUGAUGCUACGAUUAAAAGUACGAGAACUAGAAAUGGCAGCUAGAGCUGCAGAUACACGUAUUAAGAUUCUGAGGUCUUAUGUUCUUUCUGCAAUCCAAAAUAAUCCAUCUGAGACUGGUAAAUUGCAACUGGAACAACAUUCGGGUAGAAGACACCAUAGAAGAGAUAGCGAUGGAGCGGCAACUGUGGCAGCAGCAGUGGCUUCUGGAACAAACCCAGAUGCAGAUUUGGCUGAAAUGCUUUUGCUGCGAUUCCAAAGGUCGUCUUCAACAAGUAGUCCUCCCACGAAAAAAGUCAAAACAGAAAUGUAA